AUGCCAUGUUAUAACCCUAACGCGUUAUGGGUUGCGUUGAGUGAAUAUGGUGAAGGUAACCUCUUCAGCGUAUAUCCAAAACUCUUUGCAGAACUUCUUCUCCAAGAAGAUGCAGCAAGACUCGAAGGUGACACAAGUGAAGCAGAGCGGCUGGUGCUGCCCAGUGAUAGGGAAUGGAGAUUAACGCAAUACUUCAACCUGGUGGCCAUGCAGAAGAUUCUUGAUAGAAACGAGCAAGUAUGUUUUGUUAGGGAUGAUGAAACUGUGGAGGCAGGUUUGGGAGAAAACAAUGCCGUGAAAGACGAUAAUGAAGUGGCAGAGCCACCGGAAGAAUGGGCACCUUGGAGCCUGGUGGUAGCCACGAAGAACCCUAACGCACCACCGCCAGUUGCUAUAAAGACAGCUCCAGGGCCUGCAUGGGAUAUUGGACAGGUACUAAAAGCAGCUCGCAUUUUGUGUAAGCCUCCGAUGGACGUAGACUUUAUCGACGAACAGGAGAUGAGAUGCGUCUACUCUCUGAUCUAUGAUGUGUUUCGUUACAAGACCAUAUUGGAUCAAGCAAUUGAAGACAUUGAUUUCUUUGGGGACUAUCCUGAGUUUGGAGAACAUCGACAUACAACAUGGUUAUUUCUAAUGGAACUGGCGCGAAGGCGAUGGGUCGCGAGGCCGAGAGGUGAAAUGGAGAGGGCCAGAAACCUAUUGAAUGAAGCUGGUCAACCAUUUAAAGCUGUCGAAAAUGCAGUAUGGGAUGAAAGAGUCCACUUUGCAGCUGCAAUAGCGAGGAUACGAAUAAAAAAUAAGGCUUUUUCAUUGUCCGAGCUUCUACCUCCACAUUUGCGUGAAGAGAAGAUUUCGGCUUGUGUCAACAAAGAAUCUGUAACUGGUUGGGUCAAUACGUUUAAAGCCAAAAAAGUCGCUCUACUUGUUAAGAAAUUGCAAGAACUUGGCUAUUCCUACAGCAACUCUCGUCAGCUUUGCGCAGGAGAGUACAGAUUCGAUCGCGUUUGUCCCAGAUUCAUUACUCUACGUCCCCCUGGUAAUAUUAGCAUUGGACAGACGGAAUUGGUGAAGGAGGGAAUUAUUGUGUUGCAGGAACGAGAAUUCUGCGAAGGUGCGUCCACAUUAUGUCGGGCAUUACGAGCUAAUUCUCUGCGAGGUGUCGUUGCGCAAACGCAUGCCUCAUCGCCCCGUUGCUCUGCCUACCUGGCGGCGCAGUUGAGGGAGCUCGCCGCGGUACUGAAAGCGCAGACUCCAGCUGCACCGGUCACACCUGAACUUGGCAAGCUGGUUGUUUUUGGAGCUGGUGAUAAAGUGGAGAGCUACGUAUGCGCGCUUCGGGAACUCGGCAUUGACGCGUCAGAAGCACCACAUUCCAGUUCACCUGUUUGCGUACUCGGAGACGCUGUCUAUAGCGACACACCGAUCGUUGUGAGUGCCCUUGAUGGCGUGGUAGCGGCUCUAGCCACUCCGCCCAACUCAUAUUCAGCUGUCACAGACCCGAUAGACCUGGUGUGUGGACGAGGCGGUGACUUGGCAAUGCUUGAGAUUCUAACGGAAUCCGAAAUCGAUUCCAAAGGUAAAGCCAGGGUGCAGUCAAUCUUGGAAGAACAGAAGAAGACGUUGAAAUCUUUACUUUCUAAACCACAGAUACAAUUGAUCCUUUACGAAACGCAUUCGGCAUUGGAAGCAGAAAACGAGGCGCAAGUGAGUCGUGCCGUGGCCGAAGCUAACAGGCUAGCGAGAGAGAGGCACGCUUUACUCAGGAGGAAACAUAGAGACCAUACGCAUGUUAGUUUGUGCUCGAUAUCAACAUUAGUGAUUAUCGAUAUUUUAUUUCACGCCAUCCCUAAUUCCCAGACACCGAAAUCAAAAGAAGGUGCUGAAACUAUGGUCACCGAUUCCUGUACGACCCUCGAUCAAACGACAGCACGGACAGACAUGGAAAAGUUGGAUACAUCUGACGAUACCUCUUGCGAUCAGUCACCGAAGAGACCGAUGUCCUCGCCUCCGACCACAGCUAGAAAUAGAUCUGGAAGCAGGGAAUUGUUGUUGAAGAAGCGGGCGGAAAGCGCUGAUGUCAGUUUUCGCCCCGGUGUCAGUAAAGCCAGGCCUAUACCAGAGAUGGAUGUGCCCGAAAACGACAACGUACCUAGAGAUCCAGAUAAAGAUAGCCCAAAUGUAUUUGUGCCGAGCUGUGAUCUAUUUGAAAUACAGGCCCUGCCUAACCUUGGAAACGGAUUGGACAUCAACUACAUUCUAGACCGCGAUGGUUGUUACCUUGGACUCAUCCAAAGGAAGGAGAUCACACGACUCGAUGCUAAGUAUAUGAUCCGGGUGGCGGAGGAGCGCGGUCUGUUUGGGCAGAACGCACCGAGCCAAGUCGUCAAGAAGAAGAAGAACGAACCAGCCACUGCCGCGCCCAAAAGGAGGAGAAGGAAGAACAGUUUUGAAGUUGAUAGAGUAGCAGCACCAACGUACGCGUCCUUAUCCCGAUCACUCAGGCGAAGUAGUGCGCCGGCGCCGUUUUCGCCUGGCGUGAUCCCUGCUCCAAGUGAGGAGCGGCGCGUGUGCUCAAGACACGAGCGGAGACACGCCGCUGCUGCCACUUACACGUCCACCGCUUGCUCUUGCGAUGCCAAACACAGACAUGCGCAGACCCGCCGCGCAUCUGCCGACGCCACACCAGCGGGUGUCAUGCGCACAGGCAUCCCUCCGUGUAGGCAACCCUUUCCCCUUGUGGUGCACGAUUUGCGACUCAAAAGCAUUGUGCAUAAGGUCAUCGUCUAA
Messenger RNA from Leptosia nina, 2787 nucleotides. NCBI's taxonomy places the organism in Eukaryota, Metazoa, Arthropoda, Insecta, Lepidoptera, Pieridae. The record is from the annotation of a GenBank genome assembly.